ACGUCAUGCGUAUUAAUUUAGCUAUAGGCUAUAUACAUCCCCGUCCCCUGUCCGAUGUCCCUUCCAUACUUAAAACUCAGCUCAAAUUAAUGCUGAAUGUGCUUGAAAAUGGCGAUAUCUCUGGCAGCGUUGAAAAUAACUUUCAUGGCAUUAGGGACUCUGAUGGUAGCUACUCUUAUCUAUACUCUCUCUAUUGAUGGACUUCCUUUCCGGAAUGACCUCCUCACCCCAUGGAUGAAAACAACUUUGCUGGACUUCUACAUCAACGUCACAGUUUUGGCGAUAUGGGUCAUCUACAAGGAAUCAAGUUGGAUCGCAGCAAUACUUUGGGUGAUUCUUCUAGUUUGUCUUGGGAGUAUUACAACUUGCACAUACAUUGUCGUUCAACUAUUCAAGUUUUCAGCUGAAGAAUCAACACAUGAUCCUAUGCAUCAUCUUCUAUUGCAUCACCAGGAUAAUAGGAAGGAUGUGAGCUGGAGCUUCUGUCAACUCGUCACAGCAAAAAUUUUCUUCAUUGCUCUGGGUUGUCUUAUGCUUGGAACCUUGCUUUACACUAUCAUAGUUUAUGGUUCACCAUUCAAUAAGGAGGUUUUAACGCCGUGGAUGGUAGCUACACUAAUUGAUUUCUACAUCAAUGUUUCAGCUCUAUCGGUUUGGGUCAGCUACAAGGAAUCUAGUUGGUUUACCGCAGUCAUCUGGAAAGUUUUGCUAAUAUGUUUUGGAAGCAUUGCGACUUGUGCAUACGUUGCGCGCCAGCUUUUUUCACUCUCUCCUCAUGAUCCCAUGUACCUCGUACUUUUGAACAAGCGUCAAAGGGGGCCUAGGCGGUCGGCUACCCCGUAUAUGCCAAGAAUCAGCCAUGAAGGUAACUCUGUUCAUCCUUUUGACUUCAAUUAGCAAGCAACGCCUAAUUUUGCGUUUGUGGCAGGGCAGAAAGCAGGUAUGAGACCACAUCAGGGUGAACCAAGCUAAAUAUUUUCUAUACAGUUCCAUAUUCAUAGUAUCUCAAGUGAUUGAGGAUGUGUUCAAGUGACAUUUAUGUGUGGGGUGAUGGAUCGUGCUAGUGGCACAAAAUGCCAAUAGUUUGCUUCUUGAUUCAGUUUGUGUAAUUGACAGUUAUGUACAUAAUUACAUAUUCCAAAAAUUUGUAUCCAAACUAUUGUUAUAUUAUUAAGUCUCAAGAUAUGUACAUGAAAAGUAAGUUUUUUUAA
This is a messenger RNA of Amaranthus tricolor (Joseph's coat), 1211 nucleotides long. RefSeq lists its product as uncharacterized. Lineage: Eukaryota; Viridiplantae; Streptophyta; Magnoliopsida; Caryophyllales; Amaranthaceae. The coding region runs from base 97 to 897 and encodes 266 amino acids. The record is from RefSeq and is a predicted model, not a curated record. The transcript has 10 exons.